This is a messenger RNA of Clarias gariepinus (North African catfish), 509 nucleotides long. RefSeq names its product C-C motif chemokine 18-like. Lineage: Eukaryota; Metazoa; Chordata; Actinopteri; Siluriformes; Clariidae. The transcript is spliced from 3 exons. Gene Ontology annotation, biological process: neutrophil chemotaxis; monocyte chemotaxis; chemokine-mediated signaling pathway. The coding region runs from base 25 to 357 and encodes 110 amino acids. Gene Ontology annotation, molecular function: CCR chemokine receptor binding; chemokine activity. The record is from RefSeq and is a predicted model, not a curated record. Gene Ontology annotation, cellular component: extracellular region.
UAAUAACUUCAUUAGCAAGGUCAUAUGUGCAUUUUUAUAUUAAACUGUGCAUCAAAACGAUCAUCCUCUCCAUCAGAAGCAAUGUUCUCCACUCCAUAUUGUCUCCUGCUGGUUCUGCUGGGACUCCCCUGCGUUCAGUCCAGCGAAAUGGAAGAAGAUGCAAACGGGGCAAACUUAUGCUGUUUUGAAUUUCACAAAACCCCAUUGCUUGCAGAAAAUGUUGUCUCCUACCAAGAAACAAGACCCGACUGUACAAUUCCUGGCAUCAUUUUUACUACAACAAAUGGUUACAGUUUUUGUGCAGACCCUGAGGUGGACUGGGUGAAGAAGAUCAUAAAGAGUAAACCUUCAGCCUAAACAUCAGUCCUUUACUUAAAAAAAAUUGAUGUUACAUAUUCUUUAAAACAGUUUGAUGUUGUAUGCAACAGGACAACACUUUUAUUAAACACCUGUAUUUGCUCUCAAUGAAAUUUAAUUUUUUGCACAAAUUAAAAGACUUUUACAAGUCA